CACAGUGACGCUGCUUCCUGCCGCAGACACACCAGCCUCGCCUCUCAGUCUCUCUCUGCAGCGGCCGACCGCUACAAACAAACGACGACCCGGGAGCACACACACACACACGUACCUACAUCAGGACCGGGACCGUACCGGACCGGGACACAGGACCACAGAAGAGGAGGACGGAGACUGGAGACAGGAACAUGACAGAAAACACCAAAACCCACGUCAUCCUGCUGUCCUGCGGCAGCUUCAACCCCAUCACCAAGGGACACAUCCAUAUGUUCGAAAAAGCCCGAGAAUAUCUGCACAAAACAGGUCGCUUCAUCGUGAUCGGAGGAAUCAUCUCACCGGUGCACGACUCCUACGGAAAACCUGGUUUAGUUCCCAGCAGACAUCGUCUCACCAUGUGUCAGCUGGCUGUUCAGUCCUCUGAUUGGAUCAGGGUGGACCCCUGGGAGUGUUACCAGGACACCUGGCAGACGACCUGCAGCGUGCUGGAGCAUCACCGCGACCUGAUGAAGAGAGUCACCGGCUGCAUUCUGUCCAACGUCAACACGCCAUCAACAACUCCCGUGAUUGGCCAGCCACAGAACCAGGCUCCUCCCAUCUACCAGAACCACAACAACAUGAAUCACAAGCCCACAGCCAUCAAACUGUGGGGGAAGAUCAGUGAGAGUUUGGGGAAGAUCUGCUGCGUCCGCCCUCACGUCGAACGCUUCACCUUCGUCGAUGAAAAUGCUAACCUGGGUACCACAGUGAGAUACGAGGAGAUCGAGUUACGCAUCUUGCUCCUGUGUGGCAGUGAUCUCCUGGAGUCCUUCUGCAUCCCUGGUCUGUGGAAGGACAGUGAUAUGGAGGUGAUCGUGGGGGAUUUUGGGAUCGUGGUGGUUCCUCGUGAUGGAGCCAACACAGAGAGGAUCAUGAAUCACUCCUCCAUCCUCCGCAAGUUCAAGGACAACAUCCUUGUGGUGAAAGAUGGGAUGAGCCACCCGAUGUCCAUCGUCAGCUCAACCAAGAGCAGACUGGCCCUGCAGCACGGUGACGGCCAUGUUGUGGACUACCUGUGUCAGCCCGUCAUCGACUACAUCCUGCAGAGUCAGCUGUACAUCAACGCCUCCGGAUAAUCGACCACCUGCCCGCAUGACAACAGGCAGAGUGGAGGAGGGGGGGAGGGGCGCUACCUUCAACCACCACCAUCAUCCCCCUCCCAAAAAAACCCCCAACAACUUCCUUCUCUGUCUUGUGUGUCAUACAUAUACUCUUCUUUGAGCUUUCUGACUGGAGCAUUAGUGUCCCUCCUUCUGUCUGUGUCAUGUGACUUUACCAUCAGGGAGGGGGUCAAGGGGGGCAUUUUGGGAUGACAUGGCGGUGUUGGAGAGGAGGUGUGGAGAUCAUCUCUAAGGGCUGCAGAGGUGUCAUUGAUGUAUUUUCACUGCAGAGGUGACGGCAGUGUUUUUCUCUCUGUUUGUUUUCUGUCUUUAUUAAAGUUCGGGGGUGCAUGACACACCGCCAGGCAUGCUCAGUGUACCAGGGGCAGAUGGGAAAAAAUCUCUUCUUCUGUAUCAGGGGGGCAUUUAGCUAAAAGGAGACAGGGUUACUGGGCCUCAUGCAAGAACCUAUACGGACAGAGUCAUUAGAAAACUUCCCCUGUUCCUCAAAUUUAUUCUUAGUUCUUUCAUCUAAAUUAAAGUUUAAUUUUACCAACUAGAACUACAUUACAUUUAUUAAUGAAAUCAAAUGUAAAACAGACUGUCAUGUGUUGCAUUUCAGCACAUCUUGUAUGAUAGCAUCCAUAGAGGUUCUGAGCUGACAUGGCGACUGUUGCUCACAACUAACUUGCUAAUUGAGCCGUUAGCUUCAUUUAGCUCCAGCUGACUUUGCACCAAAUUCCAUGCAUAUCCUACAUAGUCAAAGCCAGGAAUUCAUGUAUAAUCCAUGUAUUUGGGAAGGUUGUGAUCACAUGACCAACGCGCUGACGGGAGAAAAGACGAAGAAGAACGUGGUUCUGAAAGGUCGGAGGGGUGGGGCGCUGGAAGGUUCAGAAAAUGCAAACUUUCCCUUGAGAAGAUCUGUGUUUGUAACCGCGGAAAUCUUAAGGUGCAUCUGUACCAUGUUUCCCUUCCUAAACCGGACCUCUGUAACUCUGCGUAAAGUAUGUAAGGUCAGUGAUGCAAAUUUGCGACACACUCGGUCAGCGGCCCACCGUGUCAGACACCAAAGCACACAGGUACCCUCAGCCGCAUGACGAGCACGGUGUGGUGACAUUUGUUGAUGUGCACAGAAACAACUAAAUUAUAAAGAGUAAGAAAGUUACACGGAUGUCGUGAUGUCAUAACAUGUUAAUAACAAACGUGUUUAUUUUCAGCCACGCAUGAUGUUUUUGUUCAACUCAUCCUCACUGUGAGCUCGUCACAUGUCCACGUUUGGUCAUGGACUUUCCACGUCCACAUAUGACGUCCAAGGUACCCUGGGUGUGUUGGUUGUUGACGUUCUGGGACGCCGUGUCAACUUCAGCCUGUUACAUGCAUUGUCUGUUUUCAAAAUACACUUCUGUUUUCACAGGAAAUUUAACAUACAGUCUCACUACGUUGGUACGACCUUUUUUUCCUUCAACAACACACACACGUGGUUGGGCUCAGAAACAAGAACAGGGUUUGGCUUUACAAUCUUACGGGAAGUGAACACCCGCCUCCUUGUCGAAAGUUGGUGUCUUCUGGAUCCAUCCACCACCCGUCCCACCCCAUCCUACUCGGAUUUCUGUUGCUUUAGGUUUCAUUGUUGUGCCGCCACAUUUCCCCGAGGCCACUGGGACUGUUAAACAAUAAUGGCGACCGGCUACGUAUCAUGCUGACAUAUAAGGAUGGCUGUAAUUGUCAGUGUCUGAUGCCGGAAAUCACUGACCAAGCCCGAUUUUUGACGACUUCGGAGUGACACCAAUUGGUUUGGUUUGCACGUUCUCCUGUGCACCAAAAUCAAAGCAUCUCUAUGUAAUUUUAAACCAAUAAUUCAAGUAUAACCUAUGUAUUUUGGAAAGCUGUGAUCAUGUGACCAUUGCACUGAAAAAAAGAAGGAAGUGGUCCAGUCAUUAGGCAGGUGGUAGCUGUAGAUGGGUCACAAACCACAGGACUUUCCCCAGGAGACUGGUGUUUGGAAUAGUUUGAACUUUGAGGCAUUUGAAAGUACGUCCUCAUCGUGUUUCUUUUCCUGAGCCUAUUCACAGUAACUUUACUUGCCCAAACCUAACCUCCAUAACUACGUUAAUUACCUAACUUUACGUUGAGGUAACGCCAUACAUGGGUCGCUAAUUCGUAGGACUUCAUAUAAACCGCUGUAUGAUGAUACCUUGGCCUUUGUUGCCUAAACUUAAGGAAGUAAACCUACAUUGUAAGUUUAUUUUGAAAACGACUGUGUGCAUGUAACGAGCAGAAACCUCCUAGUGACAAAGUCAGCUGAUAUGCUACGUAUGCUUGCGGAAACGUACAAUGCCAACAUUUCCUUCUGAUGACUGGGCUGACCUACUCUGAGCGCCACAAUCCGUCAAAGUGAAUUUUUGCUUGGAGUCGUUUGCAGAAAUUUUAAGAGCGGACAGUUUGUGUUGGCAUGGAGCACAAACUGUCUGACAAAUUGCAGCAAAAAUCAGCAACUAUUUAGAUUAUCAAAUUAUCUUUUGUCUCUUGAAUGAAACAAAAUGUGAGGAGAUUUCAGUUGUUCAGAUUUCGGCGUCCAAUCUAAUCUAUUAAACCCAACAACAUUUGGAAACUUGUCAGAUGAAUUCUUUGUUUCAAAUCUUAUCUUUGUCCAGUGAACAGUUUGUGGGGCGACUUCAUAAUCGAAGCACUGAAACUGAAAUUGUUUGGUUCCUUUAUGGGAUAAAUUAAUGUACCAGCUGUAUGUUGAGAGUUAAAACAUUUUGAUCUUGUUCAGAUGCACCGUUGCAUCAGUCCGCGCCACUCUUGGUGAAUUCUUCCUCCUGUCUGAAGACACAGUAACAUCUGUUCAGAAUAAGAACGCAUACGUGUUCUUGCACGAGGCCCGCUGCUGUCGUCUGUCCACGUCUGAGGUAAAUCUAACCAACGCUCAGCGACCGUCUCAGUCUCAGUCCUGCUGCAGCUGUAGCUCAAACUGUACAUAGUUACACACCAAUCAUAGUUCAGGUCAACAGUUCAACCUCCGAGCUGAAGGUAUAUUAACCUGCAGGUAACCAUAGCAACAGUACCGAUGCUUCAGGCUCAACCCAACCGGUAAACUGAAUACAGACACACUUUAGAAGAUUUAAACUCUCAGGACAUCCUGAGAUUAUUGGACAUGAUGAUGAUGAUGAUGAUGAUGAUGAUGAUGAACUUUUCUAAAAGCAGCAGUGUUGUUGUCGGAGUGUUUCGGGUUGUUUUUGUUCUUCUCCAUGUGCUCCUGUUAGCUCUCGUUAGACUGCAUGCUUAGACAUGUUUGGUUCUGGCAUGAAUGUUCAUCACUUGGUAGAAUCUGAUCUGUCGUGAACGUGUUUGCAAAAAAAAAAAAAAAAAAAAAAAAA
This is a messenger RNA of Epinephelus lanceolatus (giant grouper), 4519 nucleotides long. RefSeq names its product nicotinamide nucleotide adenylyltransferase 2 (gene nmnat2). Gene Ontology annotation, cellular component: Golgi apparatus. Gene Ontology annotation, molecular function: nicotinate-nucleotide adenylyltransferase activity; nicotinamide-nucleotide adenylyltransferase activity. NCBI's taxonomy places the organism in Eukaryota, Metazoa, Chordata, Actinopteri, Perciformes, Serranidae. The record is from RefSeq and is a predicted model, not a curated record. Gene Ontology annotation, biological process: NAD+ biosynthetic process.